UGAACGCAGCCCUCCAUCUUCUAGCGUGAGUAGGAGCGGACAGCAGCGGAUAUGGCGGACUACAGCAGCGUGGCUCCACCGUCCUCUAACGCCGGCGGCGGCAUGAACGACGCUUUUAAAGACGCUCUACAGCGAGCACGACAGAUCGCAGCGAAGAUCGGCGGUGAUGGCGUCGCGGCACCCCCGACUAAUGAAUUCGGUUACGGAGGCCAGAAAAGGCCCCUGGAGGACGCUGGUGGGUAUUUUCCCAUGCCUAACCUGAAUAUCGAUCAACCAGAGACGAAGAAAGUGGCUACAAAUGAUGCGUUUUCAGCGAUUGGAGGAAUGGGAGGUCCCCCAAGGUCGACAUCAGAAGAAUUCAAGGUUCCAGAUGGAAUGGUUGGAUUCAUUAUUGGAAGAGGAGGCGAGCAGAUCUCACGUCUUCAGCAGGAGUCGGGGUGUAAAAUACAGAUUGCCCCAGACAGCGGAGGGAUGCCGGAUCGGUCAGUCACAUUAACAGGACCACCAGAAUCCAUCCAGACUGCAAAGCAGUUACUAACAGAGAUCGUGGAGAAGGGACGUCCAGCCCCGGCGUUCCACCACAAUGACGGCCCAGGAAUGACUGUCCAGGAGAUUAUGGUCCCUGCUUCUAAAGCCGGCCUGGUCAUUGGAAAGGGAGGAGAAACCAUCAAGAGCCUUCAGGAACGAGCUGGAGUGAAGAUGGUCAUGAUCCAGGACGGACCCCAAAACACAGGCGCAGAUAAGCCACUCCGCAUCUCAGGAGAACCCUUUAAAGUCCAGCAAGCCAAAGAGAUGGUGAUGGAGCUGAUCAGAGAGCAGGGCUUCAGGGAGCAGAGAGGAGAGUACGGCUCCAGGAUCGGAGGAGGUGGAGGAGGAGGAGGAGACAGCUUAGACGUUCCCGUCCCACGAUUUGCAGUCGGAAUUGUUAUUGGGAGAAACGGAGAAAUGAUAAAGAAAAUCCAGAAUGACACGGGCGUCAGGAUUCAGUUCAAACCAGAUGAUGGCAGCACACCAGACAGGAUAGCACAGAUCAUGGGUCCUCCUGAUCAGGCUCAGCACGCGGCAGAAAUCAUCUCCGACCUGCUGAGGAGCGUCCAGGCUGGAGGACCUCCGGGACACGGCGGCGGCAGGGGACGUGGUCGCGGACAAGGCAACUGGAACAUGGGACCGCCCGGUGGCCUGCAGGAGUUCACCUUCACAGUCCCGACCAUGAAGACCGGCCUGAUCAUCGGAAAAGGUGGUGAGACAAUCAAGGGCAUCAGCCAGCAGUCUGGAGCCAGAAUCGAGCUCCAGAGGAAUCCUCCGCCCAACGCUGAUCCCAACAUAAAGAUGUUCACCGUCAGAGGCUCCCCCCAACAGAUCGACUACGCCCGGCAGCUGGUGGAGGAGAAGAUAGGGGGACCAGUCACUCCUAUGGGUGGUCCACACGGUCCUCCUGGUCCACAUGGAGGUCCAGGCCCACACGGUCCUCCGGGACCUCCUGGACCCCCCGGAGCUCCCAUGGGUCCAUACAACCCUGGACCGUACAACCAGGGACCUCCAGGACCACACGGUCCUCCGGCUCCUUAUCAGCCUCAAGGAUGGGGCAACGGCUACCCACACUGGCAGCAGGGACAGCCCGAUCCAAAUAAAGCAGCCGCUGACGCCAACGCAGCAGCGUGGGCGGCCUACUACGCUCAGUACAGCCAGCAGCCCCAGGCUCCCAUGACCCCGACCAGCGGAGCUCCAGGAACAACUCAGACCAACGGCCAAGGUGACCCACAGGCUGCAGGUCAGAGUGGACAGGCAGAUUACACCAAGGCCUGGGAGGAAUAUUACAAGAAAAUGGGUCAACAGAGUCAGCAGCCUCAGGACUACACCAAGGCCUGGGAGGAGUAUUACAAGAAACAAGGUCAAGCGGCUCCUCAGGCGGCCACGGCGGCGGCGGCGGCAGCCUCUCAGCCAGGAGGCCAGCCGGACUACAGCGCCGCCUGGGCGGAGUACUACCGGCAGCAGGCCGCCUACUACGGCACCGCCAACCCUCAGUCCAUGGGAGCGGCACCACAAGCCCCUCAGGUACACCCCCACACCCCCACCACCACCACAGAACACUCAGUCCAUUCGUAACCACCUUCCUCCUCAGCCUCCACAGGUCCAGAGACGGCAGCGGCUCAAAGCUAACCACACACUGCUUCCUCCUGCAGGUUUUUUAGCUUUUUAUUUUGGGAAGGAGUCCACUGUUUCCGCUGUUAACAUGCACCGUAUCUUCUAUGUAUUUCUCCUGCACAGGGCCAGUAAUGUGAAGUGGACAAAAAGUAAAUGUCGAAACAAAAUCCUUUGUUAAAUGUUUGGAUGCAGACGCCUUGAUGAAGAUCUUAAAUUUCCUUGGUUUGAAAGUGUUUCACAUAGAUGGCAGAUUACCGGCGAACACGUCCUCCCUGAUUUCUCUGUUUUUGUUGUUGUUUUUUGUUUUUCCUGUAAAUGCUCUGUUUUUAGUGAGGUAAUUCUACAUAUGGUCAUUCCAGCCCUGUAUUCUACAUUCACUGUGGUUAGAAGUCAUGUUUAUUCUGCUGUAGACAUUUUCAUGUAAAUCAUCUCAGUUUUAAAAUGCCUGUUGUGUUUUUGCAAUAAAACAAACUGAAACCUCCUGUGUCGGUAAGUUGGGGUGGUUUGAAAAGCCAGAGGGGUGGAGAUGAACUUCUGUAUGUUUUGAUUGUUUUAUGGGGGUGGGGGGGUGGGGUGGGGGUCGGUUGAACUGCAGGCCGUGUGUGGGUUUUAAAUUGUCCAAAAAUCAAAGUUGUUGCUGUCCUGUCUCUCUCCAACUGUCUCUAAGGCUGGUAGAUAAGUGAUCAGUGAUCCUGAGCGGUUCAGGCCAACAGACGUCCGUGUUGAUAGACGUUUUUUUUACUCCCUAUUUUGGGGUUUCUGUGUAUCGCAUCUCCUGCAUUAACUGCGUUGCUGUGGCUCUUUAUUUUUAUUACUUCUGCCUGGUUUGCUGACAUGCUGAGCUAGUAUGAACUGUAUUUUGCCUUGAUUUAGUCACUUCCUCCUCCACAGGCAAGUUUAGAAAAGCGGUAAGCAAAGUAUUCCUGUCAACAUGUUGCAUAUUUUUAGUGUUAUCUCCACUUUUUUGUGCUGUUCUUUUUCCAGGACAGUCAGGUAAAAAGACUAAAAACUGCCGCUGUAUCUCUCAGAAAUGCUUUGAACCUUUUGUCUUGCCCAGCUGUGAACUAACUCACAUGUAUAAAUUUGUUGUUUUUUUUUAAAGAAUGUUUUUUUAAUAUAAAAACAUUGCAAAAAAUCAAACAAAAAAGGUUUUUGCUCUGCCCCUUCUGUUAGUGUUUAUCCGGUAUAAGAAGGUAGAUGUUGUAGGGUCAGCAGCCUUCGUCCUUCCUCCUCUAAUGUAAGUACACAUGCUUCAUAAACUGCUAAAGAUGUAGUAUUUUUAUCAUUUUUUUGUCAAAUAUUGCCAUUUCCCCCUUUCUUGGGUAAGUAUGAAAUGUUGUGAGGAGAGGCGUAGAGCUUUAGACUGACUAUUCUUCUGCCACAUGUUUCUGAGACUCAUCUCCCCUUUUUGUGCUUCACAUCCAGUGUGCUGUAGCGUUUUGCGUAGCUAGAAUAUCGGUCGGAUUCUGAGCCGAGGGUUUGAAUGUCGGCGCUCUGUCACCCUGCUGGUAGGAACUGUUUUUAAGGAUGUUGGUUCUGUUUUUGCGUUCUGAUGAUCUGACCUGUUAAAGUGCCAUUUGUCCAGUCCAGGGGUGUCAAACUCGUCUCAGCCCAGGUUCCACAUGAGCCAGAAAAGUAAAAUCGCAGCGUAAUGACAGUUAAAUAACCACAGCUCACACUUUUACCCUUUGCUUUAGUGCAGUGAAAGUCAGAGGAAAAAUCAACAAAAGACAAGACAUUACAAAAAUGAGACACAUUUUGGACAAGUUUUAGUCAUUUUGCACUCAUUUUAGAGAAAUGUAGGUAGUUUUGGAUGGAUUUCAGUUUUGAAUGAGUUUAAGUCAUUUGGGCCAUUUUAGAAAACCAUUUAUGUCAUCUUCGACUCAUUUUGAGAAUGUCAUCAAAGACGCAAUGUGACUUCUUUUAGGGCUUUUUUUCUGUCAUUUUGGAUCUAUUUUGGACAAACUUGGGUCAUUUUGUGCAGAUUUCAUCUAAUUUCGGACACAAACUUUAGGAGUUUUCGACAAGCUCGGGUCAUUUUGGAUUAUUUUCAGGUCAUUUUGGACACAUCUUGAGUCUAGUUUUGUGUAUUUGCAGCGAUGUGUGCAGCUAGAAGCAGAACAGUCACACGUCCCAUGCUGUUUUUGCGGCUGUUCAUCUACAAAGGCACAAAAUAUUCGGUUACAGCUCUCUGGAACUGAGCGAUGUAGUAUCUUACUUGAAAGUCGGACAAAAAAUGAGACACGAAGUGACAAAAAAAAUCGACCAAUGACACAACCGAGACAAAGCAGCGACAAAUGAGAAGUCGGACCAAAAAAAAGGGAAAAUAUUACAAAACUGAGGCAGAAAAUGACAAAAGAACUAUUUAAUAUUUUACUUUAUCAUGAAAACGACUUGUCAUGCUCUAGAAAUUAUUUAAAAUUUUUUGUUUUACUAAUUUACAAUUCAGUUAACCCUCGUGUCGUCCUGUGGGUCAAAAUUGACCCGAUUUAAAGUUUUGAAAAUGUGGGGGGAAAAAAAAUGUAUUUUGCAGUGAAACUUCUGAUGUCCACAUUUUCAACAUUUGUGGGAAAUCUUGGAACAUUUUUUUGGAGGAAAAAAUGUUAAUAUUAAGAACUCGCAUAAAAAAUCAACUAAAAUCCAACGAAUUUCGCUGGAUUUGCUUGAUUUUCAUGUGAAUGUUCCUAAAGAAAAUAGUUUUACUGAUAUAUAUGGAAUCCCUUUAGAUGUUUUUAGGAUUUUUUUUGGAAGUCUUUUUUAACUCGUUUUUUGAAAAUGUUUACAAGAAUUUUGUUGCCAAAUUUUUUUUCAAAAUAAAACUUUUAAGGAAUUAUUGGAGUUUUUUCUUCCUGAAGGUUUUGCAAAUUUUCAGAAAUUUGAUUACAUUUUAUUUUUUGCAGAAUUUUUACAAACUAUUUUUUGGUGCCCCAAAGUGAGGACAAUAGGAGGGUUAAUGUUGUUUCUGAAUAUUUUUUACCCUUUGCGAAGACUGGAACGGACCAUCUGGCGGGCUGGUUUUGGCCCGCGGUCCUCGUGUUUGACACCCCUGGAUUGGAUGACGUUUUAAAAACCACAAAUGCCUAGAAAAGAAAAGUCCUACUGCAUAACUCCAGCGUAGCAUGCUUAGGUUUUAAUGUCCUACAUGAGCAUGUGGAAUGCUAGUAGUGGAAGAAGCUCAGCAUUGAUCUCUCUGUUGUUGUUGUUGAAAGGCUGUUGAUAUUUAAGGUUGGAAAGCAAAUCUCUCUAUAUAUAUUCUCUAUUUUUUGACUGCAUUGUUCACUGAUGGCAAACAGUGCGAUUAUAUCUGAUCUUUGCAGUGUCGUCCCAGACCUUGCACACCUUAGGUUCUGCUGCCGUAACACAGGUAAGCGAAACCUAAGGAAACCAGUGUUUUUGUCCAGUGACAUGACCAAUAUUCACAUGCUUACCUGUGUCGUUAACAAUGCAUUAAGUCGUUAAAGAAAUGUCCAGGAUAAUCAGCCCUUCUCUUUUUAAUUUUGUUGUUGCUUUCAUGAAUGAACUGCAUGAUAUGAGCUGUUAAAAACAAAAAAAAGGUUGUUGCAUUAGGAGGAAAUGCUUAAUAUUUGAUGAUAGCCUUGUGUUAUUGUUUAGCGAUGCUUUUAGAUGACUCUGGUGUAAACAAACUGCAUGCCUGUUGCCACUAGUUAGCCAUGUGCUCAGGUUUCUCAAACACAAACAGAAACGGUGACAUACAUGAUUUUUUUUUCCCUGAAUAUUUUUUUUUAUGAUUUUUGAUUCUUCUGUCGUGGUGUGAAUCUGCCCUCACGUGCGGUGCUAUUCUGCUAUUGAAACGCUGCUGCCUUCACUUCUCGCUCACAGUGUUGGAGGAUGCUGCAGGCUUUAGGUCGUAGAAUCAGGCCGUGUCGUAGUUUGGAAUCCUUUAUCCCCCACUGCUGAACGUAGACCGUUCAAGAGCUCCGGUGAUAAGGUAACAAAACAGCAACGCAAAUGAAAUUCAAAUUCUGUCAAGUGUUGGUCAGAUGAAUGUGUUUCCAGCUGGGAUUGUUGUGUUUUUUCUUAAGUUGGUUUCUCUGCCUUCAUGAACAGCUUCUAGUCAUAAAUGUGCUUUAGAAAGUUGGAUGAGGACAGGAUCUGACGUGCUUUCCUUGCAGUUAAUUUGGGAUUAAAACAAAACAAAAAAGGGGGUAGAAGACUAAACGAGGAGCAUGCCUUAGAGGUAAACAGGUUUCAUGUUGAUGCUGUGUGAAUUAAAUCUAUCGGUUUGUUCCUUCGAUUCACUUGUUCUGACUUCUGAAAUGUCGCCAUGUUCAUUAAUAAUAAAGCUGUAACUAAUAAACUGGA
Molecule: messenger RNA, 6468 nt
Organism: Acanthochromis polyacanthus (spiny chromis)
Lineage: Eukaryota; Metazoa; Chordata; Actinopteri; Pomacentridae
Gene: fubp1
Product: far upstream element (FUSE) binding protein 1
Exons: 19
Coding region: 52-2106 (684 amino acids)
Biological process (GO): regulation of DNA-templated transcription
Cellular component (GO): nucleus; cytoplasm
Molecular function (GO): mRNA binding
Source: RefSeq, a predicted model, not a curated record